Messenger RNA from Owenia fusiformis, 3644 nucleotides. The record is from the annotation of a GenBank genome assembly. NCBI's taxonomy places the organism in Eukaryota, Metazoa, Annelida, Polychaeta, Sabellida, Oweniidae.
UUUUAAUAUGCUCCGCCUUUAAUAUGCAUAUAUGAUUGAUGACGUCAUCUCAGGAAUCCAACUAAACAGAAAUGAACCGACCCUUUAAGCCGAGUUUAAUCAUCCAAUACCCUGGCUUGUUUGGCAGCACUGUUUACAUCCGCAAGAGGCUUAUCAAAGAUAAACUAGGGAAUACGAUCAUAUAGAACCAUACAGACGUUAAGGAAACACCAUUUUCAAGAAAAAGAAAAUAUUACGGAUGAACAUAGCUAAAAGUAGUAUCAGUAUUUUAGUUCGGAUUUAGUCGUGUCGUCGCUUUAGCCAAGGGACAUGGUGUACAAAACAGCCGUGUGCACGCUGGUUGAGCGGUUUGGUGGGGGCAACGACGGACAUAAGGGGAGACAACCCAAAAAGAUGACAUCAGGCAGGAUGAGAAAAGAUUUGCGGUUAAUCAUGGCGAAGUUUGAGAAUCAGACGAACGCCGGAUCUACACAACCAACAACCACAAAAACAACAACAACGUCUGCACAAAAAGAUGUGACAUCAUCACAACUCGAUGUCAACACAACACAAACAUUGACGAUGACAACAAUGUCCAUAGAAUCAUCACAACAAAAAGUGAUGACGUCCAAACAAGAAAUGCAAACGUCAUUAAAUAAAGUGGUGACAUCAGUGCGUGGGGACUCUGGAUAUGGUGGCUUCAGUGACACUGAUAGAAGUGAGGGAGAAACAAGUAGACCAAGUAGUGGUAUAUGUGAGAGCCCCUCGGAAAAUCUAGACAUUCAUUUUACAAGUGCAUUAACCUUAAAUCUUAAUCCUAACAAAUCAAUACGUGAUAAUACCCCAAAUCUCAAAAGUUGUGAUGAAGAUGAAUCGGAGAUUACAAACAAUGAUACUCCGCUCACUCCUGAGCCAAAUGUAACAAUAACCCCUGCGGAAGACACCGAUACUGCGCGAAACGAGGAUGGACAUGUAUUUGUCAACACAACUGAACGAUCGGUGGCUGAGGAAAGGGGGAAAUUGGAUAUUGCAGAAGGUGGUGUCUCAAAAGUGCCAAGGACAAGUAUACACGAUGAAAAUGGGAUUAUAAGAAUAGAUGAAACAGAUUACGGGGAUGAUGGUGAACUUUCAAUAGAACACAAACAAGUCAAACUAAAAAAGAAGAAACGAGUCACAACAGAAUUUGAAAUGUUGGAAUUCCUUGGAAGGGGGAAAUUCGGGGAAGUCACGAAAUGCUUAGAGAAGUCAACAGGGAAGGUUUUCGCUGCGAAAUGCGUCUACGCACCGACAGAGCAAAUGGUUAAAGAAGUGGCGAACGAGAUUGAUAUAAUGAACUCCCUACAUCAUGCUAGGCUUCUGCAGUUACAUGAUGCAUUCCAGCACAAGGACGAAAUAAAUCUAGUCUUAGAAUGUAUCUUGGGUGGUGAACUGUUUGAUAGAGUUCUCCGAGAUGACUUUAUCCUAACAGAGCGGGCGUGUAUGUUGUUUAUGCGGCAGAUAUGUGAGGGGGUCGAGUAUAUGCAUUCACAAGACAUUCUACAUUUAGAUAUGAAGCCAGAAAACAUUCUGUGCCUGACUUGGACGGGGACCAAUAUCAAAAUCAUCGACUUCGGUUUAGCUCGAAGAAAGAAGCCAGACGAAGACAUGAGAGUUAUGUUCGGUACUCCAGAAUUCAUGGCACCGGAAGUAGCUAACUAUGAUUUGAUUGGUACAGAGACUGACAUGUGGAGUGUGGGUGUUGUUUGCUAUGUAUUGCUGACGGGAUUAUCGCCAUUUAUGGGACCCACUGAUGCCGAGACACUAGGAAACGUGACAAAGGCAGAGUAUGAUUUUAACUAUAAGGAAUUCGAGACCAUAUCUGAUACUGCCAAAGACUUCAUCAAGAAACUGUUGAUUCCUGAUAGAACUAAACGUAUGUCAGCGAGGGAAUGCCUUGAGCAUGAAUGGUUACAAAGGCAGCCAUGUAAAAUUAAACCCAAACAGCUGUCCAAAAAGAAGCUGCGCGGUUUUGUCUGUAGAAGGAAAUGGCAGAAAGCUGUCAAUGCAAUUUUGGCGUUGAAGCGAAUGGGGGUGCAGCUGCAAUAGAGGAUCAUGAUCAUGGAAUGAUUACACAUUGAAGUCACCACAUGGCCUUGGUAAUGCAGAUUCUACCUUGAUGGCGCGUGCGCAUCAUUAUAACACGAUUUGAAUGGGUGUGAACAAAUUGCACGAUUCUGAAUAUUGUGUUUGACAAUCAGAGAAAAGCAAACCAAAUAAGGCAGCCAACAAAUCCAAAUGGAAACAGUUAACAGAUCAACAACAAACACAUAUUUGGUCUUCAAAUGAGAUUGUAGACAGUGUAGCGUUACAUGUGACUGUAUAUCAUAAAAAAACAAAGACCACCCGACCAGAUAUGAUACUUGUAAAAGAGGGAAGACGUUAUACAGCAUGUACUGCAAUAAAAGUAUUCGCUAACAAGAUUUGAUUAGGGUUACCUUUCUCAGCGGGUGUGUGUAGAACACGUGGACUAUUGGACUAUAAGUGUUGGUUUACCCAAGACUAAAAGUAUGCAUAAGAGUGUUUUUGCCAAGACUAUGCACAUCUACUUGCCUAGAAUAACUGUGUAAUGAUUACAUGCAUGGAUAAUCUUUAAAUGUACGCGGUUUAAGUUAUUCAUAUUUUUCCGUAUUUUGUUAAAUACUUUGUAGACAACAUACUGGGGGUAUAAUUCUUUGAAUGUUGACUGUUUUUCUUAAGCGCCAUCUAUAAGACCAUGCUUUAUAACCAUGGUUUAAGAUAAUUACUACCGUUUAAAUUAGUAGUCUCGGCUUUAAAGAGGCUCUUAAACAAAAUUAUGUAUAUAAAUAAUAACUCGUGUGUAAAUAAUAUGACGACGUUUUUUCCUCAUGUAUAUAAAACAGAUCUCAGAGUUGACAUGUAUAAGAUAUUGCUUUGUAUGCCCUUUUAGCUUGAUGUACAUAUAAUACUUGUUUUUGAUAAGAGUGUUUAACGAGGUUACCUGGAAUGUCGUUGUGAUAUGCGUUCGAUUACCUCUCCUAAAGUACCAUAUAGUUUAUGUGAAUAUCAGACAUUGGAAAGGGGGGGGGGGCAAAAUGACUGUAUGAUUGACACGAAAAAUCGAUAGGAAAAUGAAUCCCCAAAAUGCAACUUUAUCAAAGUAUAAGUAUUGUCCCCUGUACCUCAUUUUAAAAGUUAGAAAUGUCCAUUUGUCAGUACACAUUACUUUCCUUGAAAAAUCUGGAAUCAACAUGUCAUUUUGGCUUCAGAGUGUGGAGCAUCCUGUAUUUCCUGGACCUCAGCGAUAGCGGGAUAGAUACAGAAAAUAUCUAUCCCGUCCAUGGAUAUACUAUAUAUUCCCUCACGUUAUGAACCAUAAGCAUAGUAGGUAUGGAAUACAUAAAGCAUUUUUUGUAAUAAUUUACAAUAUGUAAUAUUUAAUAACGAUUGAUAAGCAAUGUACCAUGUAAUAAUACAUGACGUAAGACAAUAAACAUAUGUAAAUAUUUAAACAUUGUUUUCAUUAUCUUUUCACAGUUUUCAAUGCAAAACCUCUGUCCCUUUCUGGAUAAACUCUCUGAUAUGGUAGCUUUAACUGUCUUUAUAGUAUUCGUGUUAAGCAACACGUGGUACAAUGUUCUGAUAUGGUCAACACUGGCGGAUCCAGG